CUCAGAAGCUGUUUGAAUCAUUUGCCAGUACUUGUCAAGAUGACCGCCUCUACCGACAAGCUGAUCAGUCCCUCCUGUAUCGGCCACUUCGGCCUGCGCACCACCCCCGAAAGGUUCGAUGAGAUGGUAAAAUGGCACCUGAAUUUUUUCGGUGGUACUAUCACUCUCCGCAACCAAAAGGCUGCCUUUAUCGCCUAUGAUGACGAGCACCACCGUCUGGUCAUCGUCAACGACCCGAGCCACAGGCACGUCGACGACCGGAAGACGGCCGUGGGAAUAUAUCACAUUGCAUUCUCACUCAACAGUCUCUCCGAUUUAGUGAGGAGCUACGAACAGAAAAAGGCGCUAGGGAUCCUGCCGCAUUGGCCUGUGAACCACGGCAUGAGCACGAGCAUGUACUACUUCGAUCCGGACGGAAACGAAUUCGAGUUACAGGUGGACAAUUUCCGGACCCCAAAAGAAGCAGUGGAGUUCAUGGCGAGUGAGGAGUACGCGCAGAAUCCGAUUGGGGUGGAUAUUGACGUGGAUGAGUUCAUUCGGAGAGUGCGCAGUGGCGAGGAUGAGGCGGAGAUCAAGAAGCGGCCAGUGAUCGGACAGCGCUUGUCUCGCUGGGAGAAUUCGAUCUACUUCAAGGAGUAGUCAGUCUGACUAUCUUACGAUUACCAUUUUGGAUAGGAUGGGAGAGGACGCGGGAUUGCGAAUCAACCAGGGUUGGAUUGCGUUGAACAAUGUUUUCUCGUCAUUACUACUUUAUCAGUGUACAUAGCUGAAUGCGUCAGCGGGGAGACCAGCAGAUGUAUUGUAUAAACCAGAAAUUGGAGUUUCGUCUAUUCAACUGAAA
Molecule: messenger RNA, 841 nt
Organism: Aspergillus candidus
Lineage: Eukaryota; Fungi; Ascomycota; Eurotiomycetes; Eurotiales; Aspergillaceae
Product: VOC family protein
Exons: 1
Coding region: 40-639 (199 amino acids)
Molecular function (GO): ferrous iron binding; catalytic activity
Source: RefSeq, a predicted model, not a curated record